AUGAAGGCCGUUUCUCGUGUUCUCCGGCCAUUGACUGUUGGUAUUCGUCGAGAGGAUCCCGGUAGGAUAUGGGAGAGACGCGCGCCUCUCACGCCGGAGGCCGUUCAGGACUUGGUAACGAAGCAGGGCGUUCAGGUGCAGGUCGAGUCUUGCGACAGGCGGAUAUUCACCGAUGAUGAAUACCUAGAGGCCGGUGCUAGCAUCCGGAAGGACCUCUCCGCUGCGCACAUUCUUCUCGGUAUCAAAGAACCCCUCCUGAAUUCGCUGCAGCUCUCGCCAGUUCCUUCCCCAAUUUCCCCAGCCAAUGUCACUCGUACUUACAUGAUGUUCUCGCACACUGCAAAGGGCCAGUCAUACAACCUUCCACUCCUGUCAUCAUUCCUCGGGCACAAAGAAUUAUCCCGUCUCAUCGACUUUGAACUACUCACUGAUACCGUGACCGGUAAACGGACCGUCGGAUUUGGGUGGUAUGCCGGAGUGGCUGGCGUGUUCGAAGCGCUGUCCUCUAUGGCCCACUCCCAUCUUGAAUUUGGGGUUGCUUCUCCGUUCCUGUUUACUCCAAGACCGCAUACCCAGCCGUCUUUGGAUCAUCUGCGAGCAGCUCUACGCGCCAUUGGAGCGCGAAUUGCUACAGAGGGCACCCCGAAAGCAUUGGGUCCGUUUGUCGUUGGUCUCACUGGGACAGGAAAUGUCGCCGAAGGCUGCCUGUCGGCUCUUUCGGAACUGCCUAUUGUUAAAGUCGCAGCGAGAGACCUUCCGGCCCUCGUCAAAGAUCCAGAGAUAGACUUACGAAAGAUAUAUCUCGUCCAUGCUUUACCGUCUGACUACUUUACGCGUCUUGACGGCGGUAAAUAUACUCGGGAUCACUAUUACGCUCAUCCCAACCUGUAUUCAUCAAAUUUUGCCCAAACCAUUGCCCCUUACCUCACUCUUUUCCUGAAUGGCGCAGGCUGGGCUCCCGGCUAUCCACGAAUCAUGACAGAUGAACAGCUGUCGACCUCACUUACACUCGCGCAAGAGGUUGGCGGCGCACGAUUCACGAACAUCGGCGACAUCAGUUGUGAUCCCGAGGGAGGUCUUCAAUUUCUUACGCAUGCAACUACGCUAUCAGCACCCUCCUUCAAAGCCCGGCCCGCUUCUCUUCCUCAGCACUUACCUUCUGUAACAAUGAUGGCGGUAGAUAUCUUACCAUCUUCCAUUCCUUUGGAUGCUUCACGGGGCUUUUCUCGAGCAUUAGUCCCAUACCUGGAAGCCCUGAUCGCGUCGUAUAAAGGCGACACCAGCGGUGAUCGUAUUGAAGCUUUAAAUCGAGCGACUAUCGCCAACAAAGGAGAGUUAGCUCCGCAACAUCAGUGGCUGCAAGAACGCGUAGAUGCAUGGCGCGCAUCGACAACGAGGUCUACAACAUCUUCUCAUGGUCAUUUGAAGGCCAAACAUGUUCUGAUGUUUGGUAGUGGCAUGGUAGCCGGCCCCACCGUGGACAAGCUUGCAGAAAGAUCUGAUGUUCGACUCGUAAUUGUUAGCAACUCACGCUUGGAGAUGAAGAAGCUACGUGGCAAUCACUACAAUGUACAGUACCGUGAAAUCGAUAUGGGCAAACACGCCGAUGUCUCGCGGCUUGUGGAGGAAUCAGAUGUCGUUAUCAGUCUUUUGCCGGCGCACUUUCACCCUAUAGUCGCUGAGCACUGUAUCCAACACAAGAAGCACAUGAUAACAGCGUCAUACAUCUCUGAUUCAAUGAAGGCUUUACACUUCCGUGCACUGGAUUCCAACGUUCUUCUUCUCAAUGAGAUUGGCCUUGACCCCGGAAUUGAUCACUGUUCAGCGAUCUCCCUCAUUUCUAGGCUUCAAGCUCAGAACAAGAAAGUCGUCUCUUUCAUUUCGUUUUGCGGGGGCCUUCCUGCGCCAGAUGUAGACGACAUGGGUCCGCUGAAAUACAAGUUUAGUUGGAGCCCGAGAGGGGUUUUGACUGCGGCGCUUAAUUCUGCGAAAUUUAAGCUCUUCGGCGAAGAAAAGAAUAUAACUGGAACCAAUCUGUUGCGCUCCCACUUUCCUCAGGUACCUGUGAUGCCCUCGGUGCAUCUCGAAGGCUAUGCGAACAGGGAUAGUCUUCCGUACGCUGCCAGCUAUCAUCUGGGACCUGUUCCGAAACUUCGUACUCUAGUUCGGGGGACGUUAAGAUAUCCCGGCUACUCAGAGCGACUCCAGUUCUUCAAAGAUAUCGGACUGCUUGAGCUGAACGGAACCAUCGCCCUAAAGGAUUGGAUAGACUUUGUCCCUCUUUCGCAGAAACUGAAGCAGGAGCUUCAUCCGGAAGACAAGCAUAUCAAUUUGCAAUAUCUCGAGGAUGAUGCCGGGCACCUAGAAGCUCUGCGAUGGCUCCUUGCGGGUCGCACGCCCCCUCUGCCCACUAAACCAAUGGCACCGCUGGACGUAUUCACGGUUCUCUUGGCGUACAAGCUCCAGUACGCGCCCCAUGAGCACGAUAUGGUUGUCCUGUCCCACGAGUUUAUCACCAAGUCAGUCUCAGAACCAUUGGCCCCGGAAGAGGUGCACACGUCGUCAUUAGUCGCAUACGGUGAUGACAAAUAUUCUGCUAUGGCAAGGACAGUCGGGCUGCCUGUAGCACUAGCAGCGCUGGAGGUACUUGAUGGCAAGGUGUCUGUGAGAGGCGUAGCGGGCCCUGGAGAUGCAAGUAUCCGCGAGCCCGUGCUUGCUGGAAUGGAAAGUGUUGGAUUGGGGAUGGAGGAGAUUUCUGGUGCUUCGGAGACGGUGGAGAAGGCUUUACAGAUUGGCGUUUCGGACGCAUGA
Desarmillaria tabescens is the source of this 2811-nucleotide messenger RNA. Its product is annotated as Saccharopine dehydrogenase-domain-containing protein. Gene Ontology annotation, cellular component: cytoplasm. The transcript is spliced from 12 exons. Gene Ontology annotation, molecular function: saccharopine dehydrogenase activity. The record is from RefSeq and is a predicted model, not a curated record. The coding region runs from base 1 to 2811 and encodes 936 amino acids. Lineage: Eukaryota; Fungi; Basidiomycota; Agaricomycetes; Agaricales; Physalacriaceae.